UAUCAUCUAUUGCUAAGUUCAACAAGGACGAUUUUUAUCACAGAAAGUCGUUUUUUGUAAUUGGCGUAAUUGCAAGAAAAAAUUGUGUCUAAGUUGUGUUUUUCCAAAAAAAAAGAGAAAAAAGACAAAAAACAAAAGAAAUAGGAAAAUUUUAUAUAAUAUAUUUCACCGAAGUAAAAGUUAAAAAAAACACUGAUAUGUCGGGAGCGCAUUCAAUAAUUUUGUUCUCCAGCCUUUUGUGGUUUUCUUGGAUUUCCUCCAACCUUUGCCGUAUUGAACCGCGUGAGACAAAUACCUGUGAGGGUCGCCAGACAGCCGGUGCCAUUUGUGAGUCGUGCGAGCUGUUGUCCAUGUGCGUACAUCACUCCAGCGGCUGGGUGAAUAUUCCGGUUGAAACAUGCGAUACUGAAAAGGGUUUCUAUUGUAAUUCGCGUCUGGGUGCAUGCAGCAAUACGACCGGACCGUGCCAUCCGUUUGCAGUGCAGGGUAAUUUCCCAUGCACUUCGUAUGGUGUCUUUCCCGAUCCCUACGACUGCCAGAAAUAUCACAUGUGUUACUUUGCGGGCGCAGCUCUGGUAUCGGCGACCGUUGAAUGCGGCGGAGAUAAGGCGUUCAGUGCGGCGACUGGCCAAUGCUCGUUAACAUUGAACGAUUCCAUUUGUUUGAAUAGGCAGUUCCAGUGUGAGAAUGCUGGCGAAGCGCACGCUUGGCCAAGUAAUCCAAAUAUUUUCUACAUUUGCAAGACGUUGUGGAACCAGGACGAUCGUGUGCUCUAUCCAACGCUUUAUCGUUGUGCUGAUGGUGAGAUGUUCGAUGAUUACUACUGCCGAAACGGCACCACACCUAUUCAGCCUACAAGUGGAGCUACAGACGUGACAACCAGUCAACCUGAGACUACUAGCGCUAUAGUACCGACAACUUCAAGUGGCAGAUGUACCGCAGUUGGUCUGACUCCAGAUGCUCAAGAUUGCACCAGUUAUUACUACUGUUCGGCUUUGAAUGGAAUUAGGCGUCAUCACAAAUGCCCAACUGGAACUCAUUUUAGUAAUCAGUAUGCGUCAUGUAUUUUUGGUUCAUGUAAAAACUAAUUUUUAAUACCUAAAUAUAUUCCGAAUGUUA
Anastrepha ludens (Mexican fruit fly) is the source of this 1119-nucleotide messenger RNA. RefSeq lists its product as uncharacterized. Gene Ontology annotation, cellular component: extracellular region. The transcript has 2 exons. NCBI's taxonomy places the organism in Eukaryota, Metazoa, Arthropoda, Insecta, Diptera, Tephritidae. Gene Ontology annotation, molecular function: chitin binding. The record is from RefSeq and is a predicted model, not a curated record. Bases 198 to 1088 code for a protein of 296 amino acids.